Messenger RNA from Armigeres subalbatus, 2762 nucleotides. It is a transcript of the gene fand, whose product is annotated as pre-mRNA-splicing factor syf1 homolog. Gene Ontology annotation, biological process: mRNA splicing, via spliceosome; generation of catalytic spliceosome for first transesterification step. Bases 128 to 2719 code for a protein of 863 amino acids. The record is from RefSeq and is a predicted model, not a curated record. Gene Ontology annotation, cellular component: U2-type catalytic step 2 spliceosome; Prp19 complex; post-mRNA release spliceosomal complex. Gene Ontology annotation, molecular function: protein binding. Lineage: Eukaryota; Metazoa; Arthropoda; Insecta; Diptera; Culicidae. The transcript is spliced from 3 exons.
AAAAUGUCAAACAGUUCUAUCUCCUGUUUACAAACGUUUCCAGAGUGCAUUUCGCAUCAUUUUUAUUACUUUCUGCUUACAUACUUUUUUAUUUAACUAAUUAAAUUGUUCAACCGUUUAAUGAAACAUGCCGAUUUCCUCGGAAGUGAAUCUAGCGGAUGUUUUCUUUAACGAGGAGGACCUUCCCUACGAAGAGGAAAUCCUCCGCAAUGCAUACUCGGUGAAGCACUGGAUGCGAUACGUGGAACACAAACGUAACGCACCCAAAUUCGUGAUAAACACCGUGUUCGAGCGAGCGCUCAAGGAACUUCCCGGUUCGUACAAACUGUGGUACAACUAUUUGAGAACAUUGCGGCGGCAGGUCAAGGGAAAAUGCAUCACAGAUCCGGAGUAUGAGGAGGUGAACAAUGCCUUCGAGCGGGCGUUGGUUUUUAUGCACAAAAUGCCUCGGAUUUGGAUGGACUACUGCUCGUUCAUGACCGGUCAGUGCCGGAUCACGCGCACUCGACAGGUGUUCGACAGGGCGCUUCGAGCCUUACCGAUAACGCAGCAUCAAAGGAUAUGGCCACUGUAUCUUGAGUUUUUGGGAAAAUUUGAUAUUCCCGAAACGGCGGUGAGAGUGUGGAGGAGGUAUUUGAAGCUGUGUCCCGAGGAUGCGGAGGAAUAUGUGGAGUUUUUGACUGGGAUAGGACACCUGGAUGAGGCGGCCCAACAGUUGGCCAGUAUUGUGGACAAUGAAAACUUCGUGUCGAAACACGGCAAGUCGAAUCAUCAACUGUGGAACGAAUUGUGCGAGUUGAUCUCCAAGAAUCCGGACAAAGUUCACUCAUUGAAUGUGGAUGCGAUUAUUCGGGGAGGGUUGAGGCGAUACACAGACCAGCUGGGCCAUUUGUGGAACUCGUUAGCGGAUUACUACGUAAGGAGUGGUUUGUUUGACAGAGCGAGGGAUAUUUACGAAGAGGCAAUCCAAACUGUAACGACUGUGCGGGACUUCAGUCAGGUGUUUGAUGCGUAUGCUCAAUUUGAGGAGUUGAGCUUGAGUAAGGUGAUGGAGGAGAUGGCCAAGAACCCUACCCCCACGGAAGCUGAUGAAAUUGACGUGGAACUAAGAAUGGCUCGGUUUGAAUAUCUAAUGGAACGUAGAUUGCUUUUGUUGAACAGUGUUCUGCUCAGACAGAACCCACAUAACGUUGCAGAGUGGCACAAACGAAUAGAGUUGUAUGAAGGGAAACCUCAUGAGAUAAUCAACACCUACACGGAGGCAGUGCACACGGUGCAGCCAAAGCUGGCCGUGGGAAAGCUGUACACCCUUUGGGUGGAAUUCGCCAAAUUCUACGAAAAAAAUAAACAGUUGGAUGAUGCUCGGAUUGUUUUUGAGAAAGCUGUUCAAGUCGACUAUCUCAAGGUAGAUGAACUGGCCAGCGUUUGGUGCGAAUGGGCCGAGAUGGAAAUUAGGACGGAGAACUUUGAAAACGCGCUGAAAAUAAUGCAAAGAGCAACGGCCAUGCCCAAGCGGAAGGUCGCGUAUCAUGAUGACACGGAGACGGUACAAAUGCGUGUUUAUAAAUCUUUGAAACUGUGGUCCAUGUACGCUGAUUUGGAGGAAUCGUUCGGAACGUUCCAAACUUGCAAGCAAGUUUAUGAUAGAAUCAUUGAUUUGAAGAUUUGUACUCCUCAAAUAAUCAUCAACUACGGUCUGUUCCUUGAAGAGCAUAACUAUUUUGAGGAGGCGUUCAAGGCUUAUGAGAAGGGCAUCUCACUUUUCAAAUGGCCAAAUGUUUACGAUAUAUGGAAUACGUAUUUGACAAAGUUCCUCAAGCGCUAUGGCGGCCAAAAGCUGGAGCGUGCUCGCGAUUUGUUUGAGCAAUGUUUGGACGGUUGCCCUCCAGAACUCGCCAAACACCUUUAUCUUUUGUAUGCCAAACUCGAGGAAGAUCACGGCUUGGCUCGACAUGCGAUGGCCGUCUAUGAACGAGCCACGACCGCCGUAAAAGAGGACGAAGCAUUUGCCAUGUUCAAUCUGUACAUCAAGAAAGCGGCGGAAAUUUACGGAAUACCUCGAACACGACAGAUCUAUGAGAAGGCUAUUGAAGUCCUUCCGGAGGCGCAAUCCCGACAGAUGUGUUCGUUGUUUGCAGAAAUGGAAACCAAACUGGGCGAAAUCGAUCGAGCCCGAGCGAUCUAUGCUCAUUGCAGUCAGAUGUGCGAUCCGCGCAUAACUGCGGAAUUUUGGCAAACUUGGAAGGAGUUUGAAAUCCGCCACGGCAACGAGGACACGAUGAGGGAAAUGCUUCGAAUCAAACGUUCCAUCCAGGCGACGUACAACACCCAGAUCAACAUGAUGUCGGCCACGCUGAUCAAUUCGGCUGUAACGGGAGCCGGUUCGGAACCGCGAGAUGCAAUGCGGGCGUUGGAGGCAAAAGCAGCGGAAACAAGUGCGAGGGCGAUUGCGGCCGUCGGAGCCAGCGGAGGAAACAUCAUGUUCGUCCGGGGGGAAACCCAGGGUGGAUCGAAGAAGGACGACAAGGUGGUCAAUCCGGACGAGAUCGAUAUCGACGAGGAUGAGGAUGACGAAGAGGAAGAGGAUGGAGAUGGGGAGGAGGGCGCCGAGGAAGAGGAUGUCAGCAAGAAAAUGCCUGUUGAGAAGCAAGCCAUUCCGUCGAAGUUGUUCGGUAGUUUGCGACGUGAUGAGGAUGAGCAAGAUGAAGAGGAUGAUUAGAAGAUUACGAUGGUAAAUAAAAGUUGUAUGGAUGAAUUAUAAA